AUGCAGUGUCUGCAGAAGGCAAAAUUCUGCGAUACGCACAACUUGUUCAAGACGGCCAGCAGCAGUGUGACGAAGAUGUGCGGUGAACGAAGGGCUGUUCUCGAGAAAAUGAAGCCGUGCCUCGCCAAAUUCGGGGAUGCUACUGCUCAGUUGUGCGACAACAGGUGUCAUGGUCGCGCCAACGUGACAGCAUUCCUCAACAAGCCGGCUAUCAUCAGAGCAGCCAAGAUGGGUGGCAAUAUCAUAGCCGUAAACGACAAUCUCGGAAGCCUGUGCAGGACAUUCUCCUUACAACCAAUGGAAUCGGUCGCUGACCUUCUGCUGAAAGCGUCACCAACGAUCAAGGACUUCGUUGCUAAGAAAAUGGACAAGAGAUGUCGUUUUGCUAUACAGAAGAGUGAAAUCAUGAAAAUGAGAAAAGGACAGUUCAAUCAUUAA
This is a messenger RNA of Cooperia oncophora, 438 nucleotides long. The record is from the annotation of a GenBank genome assembly. NCBI's taxonomy places the organism in Eukaryota, Metazoa, Nematoda, Chromadorea, Rhabditida, Trichostrongylidae.